GGAGAGAGGCGCUAGCAGUCGCCGCCAUGUCCUGGUGGUGGCACCGGUGCUGCUGCUGCUCCUGCGCUGCCUUGGCGAGGCGGCUGGGUGGCCCUUGGCACAGCCUGGGCACCCGCACGAGGCAGCCGGCGAUAGCUGAUUUUUCUGAAGGAAGUUUGAGCCUCUCCUUUCCAAAACUCAGUAGUAUAUUUUGGCGUACCGUUGCAAGGUUUCAUCAUACAACGCUACAAACACAUAGUUGUGGUAAAAUCAUUAGUGAUGAAAAAUAUAAGGAUCCUUUUAAACUUGGAAGAAAAGAUUUGAAAGAUCUCUAUGAAGAUAUUAAAAAGGAAUUAUGGGUGUCUACUACAGAAUUGAAGGAAAUGUGUGAAUAUUACUUUGAUGGGAAGGGGAAGGCCUUUCGACCUGUGAUUGUGGUGCUCAUGGCCCGGGCGUGCAAUUUUCAUUAUAACAAUGCUGAGGAAGUGCAGGCAGGUCAGCGUUCCGUAGCUGUCGUUACAGAGAUGAUCCACACAGCUACUUUAGUUCAUGAUGACGUCAUUGAUGAUGCAAAUUCACGAAGAGGAAAGCUGACCAUCAAUCAAAUCUGGGGGGAAAGAAAGGCGGUCCUAGCAGGCGAUUUUAUCCUUUCUGCAGCUUCUGUAGCUUUAGCACGCAUUGGAAACACAACCGUCGUUUCUUUGAUAACGCAGGUGAUUGAAGAUCUGGUGCGUGGUGAAUUUCUUCAGCUGGGUUCCAAAGAAAAUGAAAAUGAGAGAUUCGCUCACUACCUUGAAAAGUCAUUCAAGAAGACUGCAAGUCUUAUAGCAAACAGUUGUAAAGCAGUUUCCAUUCUGGGUUGCCCUGACCCAAAAAUUCAUGAGAUUGCAUACCAAUAUGGAAGAAAUGUCGGCAUAGCAUUUCAGCUAAUAGAUGAUGUGCUAGAUUUUACAGCAUGCUCCAGGCAGUUAGGGAAGCCCACAUCAGCAGACCUUAAGCUUGGAAUAGCGACUGGCCCUGUCUUAUUUGCCUGUCAGCAGUUUCCAGAAAUCAAUGCUAUGAUAAUGAGGCGGUUCAGUUCGCCUGGAGAUGUUGAGCGUGCACAUGAAUGCGUAUUCCAGAGUGAUGGCCUGCAGCAAACUACCUACCUCGCCCAACGCUACUGCCACAAGGCAAUACAAGAGAUCAGCAAACUUCGACCGUCCCCAGAAAGAGAUGCCCUCAUACAGGUGGCAGAAAUGGUCCUUCUGCGAGACAAAUGACGCGCCUCCUUCCACCCAUGGUGGCAGCUAUUUACCAGACUGUACCUAAAACCACAACACCUUAGCUCACCUCCAAUGUAGUUAUGAAUUUUUUUAAUUACCUUCCAUUUUUUUCCUAAAAUAUGAAGAAAUGAGUUUUAUUGAAGAAAGCCAUAUAAAAUGACGAAAGCAGUCUACGAAACUGAUACAAAUGCCCCGCGGCUGUUUCUGAGGAUGUGUGGAUUGUCUCGUGCAGGCAAUUGUUUACAUUGUUCACUGUCAACACUCAAGGCCAUAACGAGAAUAAAUGCAAUCAAUGUGUUACAAAUCACUUUUACAAA
Messenger RNA from Sphaerodactylus townsendi, 1561 nucleotides. RefSeq names its product decaprenyl diphosphate synthase subunit 1 (gene PDSS1). The transcript has 11 exons. Gene Ontology annotation, biological process: isoprenoid biosynthetic process; ubiquinone biosynthetic process. Gene Ontology annotation, cellular component: transferase complex; mitochondrion. The record is from RefSeq and is a predicted model, not a curated record. Bases 27 to 1241 code for a protein of 404 amino acids. Lineage: Eukaryota; Metazoa; Chordata; Lepidosauria; Squamata; Sphaerodactylidae. Gene Ontology annotation, molecular function: prenyltransferase activity.